AUGCAACAAAACACCAACUUUAAUGCCUUUCAACUCCUUCCUCCCGAGAUUUGUUUCAUGAUCUGGGAGUCAGCUUACGAAGAUUGGCCCGGUCGAGUUGUCAAAAUCACGUCCGAAGGAAAUUUCGACACAGACAGUGAUAGAAUUGCCAUCGAAGCGGGCCCUUUACCCACAUUGCUUCUCGUUAAUUCCGAGACCUGACCUUCCACGUUCUUAAGCGACGUUUCAUAAAACUUCCUUUCUCACCGGACUUAUACAAGCCGGGGAGCUCUUCACUUCGUCAACAGUGUCUUUUUCGACAUCUCAAAAGAUACGUUCUUCUUCCACAACAUCCAAGAACCCGAACCCAACGACCAAGUGACUGCUCUAGUCCAAGCGCCUGGACAGACUGCAGCAUUUGUCCAGGCGCCUGCUCCCCUAGACAUGGUUUUUACGCGUCUCUUUGGUGAUUACGCUACUGAUAUAAGAAAUAGCCUAACAACUCUAUCACUUGAUUGCCAGGCUUAUUCACUUUAUCUUCACCGUUUUGUUAAGAGCUGGGAUCACACUGGCAUAUUGAAACCACUGAGAAACUCGCUUCCUAAGGCUUUGAAACUCACGAUUUGCUGCGGGUGUAAAUGCCGAAAGACUCUUAUGUCAAAAGAGAAUGUUUUAUAUUGGACCGUAUCGCCCCCCAGAACGCCCAACAAUGCAGCUCAACAGCCACAAGUAACGGAGGAGAGCCUUGCUUUGGAGUUUCAGUAUUAUUGUUCAUAUCACAAGAGGCGGAAUCCAUGCUUCUUCAUUGAAAGCUUUGUUGAAGAUUCCAACGGAGAUCCCGAUAGUGAGUCAGAUGAUGACGCUGAGGAUGGUUCUGAUGAAAGCCCCGAUGAGGAUUCUGACGGGACUUCUAAUAAAGACUUCCGUAUCGUUUUUGGCGACGAUUCCGAUGACUAUGACGAUUCCGAUGACGAUCCUGAUUUGAAUGCUUAUUAUAAGUAUUAUAUCUUAUACUAG
Molecule: messenger RNA, 996 nt
Organism: Hymenoscyphus albidus
Lineage: Eukaryota; Fungi; Ascomycota; Leotiomycetes; Helotiales; Helotiaceae
Source: the annotation of a GenBank genome assembly